AUGGCAGAAAUCAGGGCGAAUUGUUUCUGGGUAGUGUUGGUUUUUGCUUUUGCCUGUUCCCUUGCUGAUGCUAGAUUGAAUUUUGGGAUGCUACCUAAAGGUCCUCUUCCCCCCUCCGGGCCUGACCCACAUAUUCAUUCUCCACCACCCCCAAAACUACCAUUUAGUCGUGUGAAUUUUGGGGAGUAUCCCAAGGGAGAAGUUCCUCCAUCCGGACAGGCUCCACCUAUUCAUGACCCCCCACACUUUGGAAUAUUGCCAAAAGGAAUUGUCCCUCCAUUCAGACAAACUCCUCCUACUCAUGACCCAACAUCAGUUUUGAAGCAUUGGAAUUUUGGGGUGUUGCCUAAAGGAGAAGUUCCUCCAUCCGGACAGAAUCCACCUAUUCAUGACCCUCCACACUUUGGGAUGUUGCCAAAAGGAAUUGUCCCUCCAUCGGGACAAACUCCUCCUAUUCAUGACCCAACAUCAUUGCUGAAGCAUUGGAACUUUGGGAUGCUGCCUAAGGGAGAAGUUCCUCCGUCCGGACAGACUCCACCUAUUCAUAACCCACCUGUCGUUAGAUCUAAUAACUGA
Molecule: messenger RNA, 576 nt
Organism: Ricinus communis (castor bean)
Lineage: Eukaryota; Viridiplantae; Streptophyta; Magnoliopsida; Malpighiales; Euphorbiaceae
Product: basic proline-rich protein-like
Exons: 1
Coding region: 1-576 (191 amino acids)
Source: RefSeq, a predicted model, not a curated record